AUGGACACUGUAUGGAAAGGAAACCACCGCUACAUUACUAACCAACUCGGGGAGGUUAGGAUGAUGUUGGAAAAAUCUAGACAGAAAACCCUUUCAUCAUUCAGUGGUACACCCUUCACAUACUUGAGAAGGGCAGUCAGCAUGCAGACAAUUAUAUUAAUGAAGGAGGCUGAAGAAGAAUUGGCGGCUCGCUUGGAAAAAAAUGAGAACUCCCGAUGUGCAUGUCAUUUCUCUGUGACACACGGCUUGAGGUGUGGAUGUCAAGUUAUGGAUGGCAGAGCGCGAGACAUAGAGAUAUACCCAGGUGAUAUUCAUAUAUAUUGGCGUACACUGACAUACGAGCAUCCACCCAAUGCUCAGGCGUACGUGCCCCAGGAGGAGGAGGCUAAAUGUCACCUUCAGGAGUUGGUUGAUCAGGUUGUACGGAGAGGACCAGAGGCAACGAAAAAAGCAGCAAAGAAUGUGUUUCGCAGUCUCCACCCGGCGAAAGACAACAUUCACGAGCCAGAAGUGAACGAAUCACGAAAGGGACGCCUAACCAAAAAAUCAACUGGAAGAACUAAAGGGUGGUGGGAAAAGAUAUUGCGAGGCAAGAAGAAAGACAUGAAAAAGAAGUCGGGAAGCACAACGUCGGGGUCUACAAAGUCGACCAGUACCAAGUCCACGGGGACUCAGACAUCCGAGUACCCGUCAGACGACCAUGCCGCUGAGGAGUGUGAUGAUCGCGAAGAAAACAACAAAUACAACGAUCCUGACACAGAUAUCCCUGGAUCCAGCACCCAGUCUGAUUACGCACACAUGGAACUGCUUCCUGUCUUCAUUCGGGACCUUAUCAUUGCCAUCCACGACCCGGUGCCAGACGGUCAUUGUGGGUUUCGUGCACUUAGUUUUGCAUUAUAUGUUAAUCAAGAUGGGUUCCCAGAGGUGAGAUGA
Messenger RNA from Linum trigynum, 933 nucleotides. The record is from the annotation of a GenBank genome assembly. Lineage: Eukaryota; Viridiplantae; Streptophyta; Magnoliopsida; Malpighiales; Linaceae.